Molecule: messenger RNA, 6577 nt
Organism: Ziziphus jujuba (common jujube)
Lineage: Eukaryota; Viridiplantae; Streptophyta; Magnoliopsida; Rosales; Rhamnaceae
Exons: 8
Coding region: 81-6326 (2081 amino acids)
Biological process (GO): defense response; signal transduction
Molecular function (GO): ADP binding; protein binding
Source: RefSeq, a predicted model, not a curated record
CCAAGUCGUCUUCUUCUUCUUGAAUAUAAAUUAAAAAAAAAUUAACAACUAGAGCAAUUAACAGCUCAUUUUGUUGAGAGAUGAGUAAGGUUUCCAACUCCAAGUCUUCUUCUUCUUCUUCUUCUUUUGCUUCUUCUUCUUCUCCUCCUUCUUCUCCUCCUCCUCCUUCUUCUUCUUCUCCUUCUUCUCCUCCUUUGUCUUCUUGUUCUCCUUCACCUGCUUUCGCUUGUCCUUCUUCUCCUUCUUCUCCUACUUUGUCUUCUUGUUCUCCUUCACCUGCUUUCCGUUGUCCUUCUUCUUCUUCUCCUUCUCCUUCUUCUUCUUGUUCUUCUUCACCACGGAAGCAUGAUGUCUUUCUUAGUUUCAGCGGUGAGGACACUCGUAAAAGUUUCACAGACCAUUUAUACAAGUCUUUGAGGGAUAAAGGAAUUUAUACCUUUAGGGACGAUAACGAACUUGAAAGAGGAAAGGACAUCAAACCGGAACUUUUGAAAUCGAUUGAAGAAUCAAGAUUUGCAAUUGUAAUUUUCUCCAAAAAUUAUGCUUCAUCGACUUGGUGUUUGACUGAGCUUGCUAAGAUUGUUGAAUGCAAGAAAAAAUUAGGUUUGAUUGUUCUUCCAGUUUUUUAUCACGUGGAACAAACAGAGGUAAUAAAACAAAAGGGGGACUUUGGAGAGGCCUUUGAUAAGCAUAAACCAAUUUCAAAAGACGAAAUCAAGAACGUCAACGAGUGGAGGGAGGCUUUGACAGAAGCAGCCAGUAUAUUAGGAUGGCAUAUCAAAGAAAAGGAAGGAAGGUAUGAGACGGUUGAUAUUGAGGAAAUUGCUACAUAUGUUUCAAGAGAGUUGAAUAUGACAUUCUCACUCAGUAACAAUGACCUUGUUGGAAUGGAUUCCCACAUAGAAAACAUGCGUUACCUAUUGAAUAUUACGCAACUAGAUGAUGUUCGCACAGUGGGGAUAUGGGGCAUGGCAGGGAUUGGUAAAACCACUAUUGCUGAACAAGUUUACAAAAUGAUUUCCAAAAAUUUUGAUGAUUGUGCUUUCAUAUCCAAUGUAAGAGAGAAAUCUAAAAAAAAUGGUAUGGUCAACUUGCAAAAUCGUCUCUACAAGUACUUAUUGAAAGAGGAAGGAGAUAUACAAAAUGUUGAAAUGGGAAGAAAUGUGUUAAGGAACAGAUUAUGUUCUAAAAGGGUGCUCAUCAUUUUGGAUGAUGUUGAAGAAUUGGAACAAAUAGAAGAUUUGGUUGGAAAUGCUGAAGAACAACAUUGUUGGUUAGGUCCAGGAAGCAGAGUCAUUGUGACAAGUAAGGAUAAGCACCUGUUGAAAACAUAUGGAGAGGAUAACAUAUACAAGGUUAGUGAUCUAACUCAUGAUGAAGCUCUUCAGCUCUUUUCAAGGAGAGCCUUCAAGAGAAAAUACCCUUUUGGUGAUUUCGUAAAGUUGUCUCACGACUUUGUUGACUAUGUUGAUCAUCAUCCUUUAGCUCUUAAAGUCUUGGGUUCUUUCUUGUUUGGAAGAAAUGUGGAUCAGUGGUCAGACACAUUAGUUAAACUACAGAGAAAUCCUGAUAGAAAUGUUACUCGUGUGCUUCAAGUAAGCUACGAUGGACUAGAUGAUGAGCAGAAGAAAAUAUUUUUGGACAUAGCAUGUUUCUUCAAAGGAGAGGAAGAAUAUCGGGUGAGCAAGGUAUUCGAAGGUUGCGGACUUCAUUCAAGGACUGAGAUAAGAUUGCUUAUUGAGAAAUCUCUUAUAACUAUAGUAAGAAAUAAGUUAUGGAUGCAUGAUUUAUUACAACGAUUUGGUCAAUACAUUGUUCAUGAAAAAUUCCCUGACGAGCCUGGUAAGCGCAGCAGGAUAUGGUUUCAUGAGGAUGUAUGCAAUGUACUUGUGAAUAAUACGGGAACAGAAGCUGUCCAAGGCAUAUUCCUUAGUUUGCCUAAGAGGGAAAAGCUAGACCUGAGGGUUGACCCAAUGUUACAAAUGAAAAUGCUACGAUUGUUGAAAUUUCAAAAUAUGGUCUUUCCUGAAUGUGUUGGAUAUCUUUCUAAUGAGUUACGACUUUUGGAAUGGCAUGGAUAUCCUCAAAAAUCUCUUCCUUCAAGUUUUUGUCCACAUAAACUUGUUGAAUUCAACAUGUCUAGCAGCCGCAUUGAACGACUAUGGAGGGAAACCACACAUGAUUUGCAGAUGUUAAUAUCAAUCAAUCUUAGUAACUGCAUGUACUUGAAACAAAUCCCUGACCUCAGUAGAGUUCCCAAUCUUGAAAGCCUUAUUCUUGACGGAUGCAAAAGGUUAUCAAAAGUUCACCCAUCAAUUGGAGAGCUCAAGAAACUUGUUAUGCUUAACUUGAAAGGCUGUGAAUCUCUCAAGAAUAUUUCUUCACAAUGCAUCAGCCUAGAAUCUCUUGAAAUUUUUAUUCUUUCAGGAUGCAAAAAACUUACUAGGUUUCCAGAGAUUGUAGGAAAUAUGGAUCGUUUAUAUGAACUUCAUUUGGAUGAGACUGCUAUAAAGGAGCUGCCAAUAUCAGUCAUGCGCUUCGGUGGACUUACUUUGUUGAGUCUGAAAGAUUGCAAGAACCUUUUGAAACUUCCAGAUGAAAUUUGCAGCUUGACAUCUCUGAAAAUCCUAGAUAUCACAGGAUGUUCACAUAUUGAGCAACUUCCAAAAAAUAUAGGGAGAUUGGAACAAUUGGAAAAACUUGUUGCAAGUGGAACUGCAAUGAGAAAUGCUUCACCCUCCAUUACGCUUCUGAAAAACCUUAAAAUCCUAUGUUUUUCCAAAUGUAGCAAGGCUGCACAUACAUCAUGGGAUUCUGUUUUCAGUUGUUGUUUGUUGCCAAUGGAAGAAUCCAUCCAUUUCCAGUUACCUAAUUCAUUGCAUGCUUAUUUCAUCUCUUUGACAUCAUUAUGUCUAAGAAAAUGCAAUCUAUCAGAGGAAGGGAUCCCUGAAGAUAUUAGUUGUUUGUCCUCACUCCAACGUUUAAAUUUGGGGGAAAACAAUUUUGUGAGCUUACCAGAUAGCAUCUCCCAACUUAAUCUUGCGGUUCUGUUUUUGGAGGAUUGUAAAAGGCUUGAAUGGUUGCCAAAACUUCCAUUGAGUUUAACACAUGCAUAUGUACAUGGAUGUCCUCAGCUGAAAAAUUUAAAAGAAGAAAUAUGGACUUCUGAUAGGGGAUUCACUUUCAUACAUUAUGAGAACUCCUACCAGAUCGAGAAUUCACUCAUAUCCAAUGAAGAACUAUUUCAAAUGCUAUACUCCAAGAUCCUCGAGGCAAGUCACUAUACUUCUUAUGUCUCUUUCUUUGUCAAUAUAUUUAUCAAUUAUUUUUAUUUUCUUUAUAUUCUUUGCCGUAUUGGUCAGGAUAAUAUUUACAAUGGAGAAGUUGAAAAUUUUGGGUUUGAAUGUACAAGAAUUCCUGAGUGGUGCAGACAACAAAAUAUUGGGUAUUCAACAGGAAUCCAACUUCCUCUAGAGGAUACUGGUAAAGCUUGGAUGGGAUUUGCCACAUUUGCUGUAUUUCAAUUUCAGGAAGGUGACAUCUUGCGUGGAGAUGGAGAGUUAUCUGCUUGUUUUCAUUUUGAUACCAAUAAAGGACAUCUUGGAUUUGAGCAUUUUGACAUGGAGAAUCGCCAGAUUUCAGGGGCUGGACCAUAUGGAGUCUGGAUCUAUGUUCCACGAGACAAAUUCGGGCAAAAUUUGAACAAAGCAAGUGACGUUGCAGCUUCAAUUUCAACGCAUGGAUCACAUAUAAAUGUAUAUAUGUGUGGAAUGCAUAUAGUAUUUAAUGAAGAUAUGCCAGACUUCUGCAGAAAAAUAGCUCAGCUACUAAAUGAAAGUACAUUCCUGACAUAUAAAAUUAUAAGAAAACCAAUGGUGGUAGCAAAAUUUGAAACACCUAGGGGUGCCAUAGAAUUUCAAUCCUACCCACUUAAACGAGUCAGAGAGGAAAACUACAGAAGUAACACAGAGUCUGAUUUAGACAGAAAGACGACAAGAGAUCUACAAUGGUUGGUUCCAAUACUUGUUCAGCGAUGCUAUGCACAUAACUAUUGUUUCGCUUUUCAUUUUCCUCUGAAAGCGUUUCCGACAUGGUUCUUCCAUCACAGUGUGGCUUCCUCCGUAGUUUGUGAUGUUCCUAUGAACUUAUUUGAUGAGAAGCCAUGGGUAGGAUUUUGUCUAUAUGUUCAACUUACUUGGCCUAACAAUUAUUUGGAUUCACAAACUCCACUGCACCUUGGUUUCCAAUUUCAAGUCUAUGGAGAUGAUGGUGAUAUGUGUACAAUUGAGUAUACUAUCGCCAUUAAACAUAAACUUAUAUUAUUGACCAUGCCCCGAGUUUAUAUCAGAGCAGUGUUGAAUCAAUGUCCAGGAGUAAGGGCUUUGUUUACAACGAGUAACCCAGAUGUAGAGGUUGAACUGUGCGGGAUCAGACCAGUAAAUGAGCAAGAUUUGGGAAAUUUAAUUCAACUGAUAACUGACAUCACUCUAAGUAGCGGUCAUUUUUGCUAUGAAGAAUUUGGUCAGCUUUUUGAGGAAUCCCCUAGUGCAGUUGAAUUUGUUGAGCCCAAAGUAGAGAUACCUAUCGAUUUUGAUUAUUAUGAAAGGGAAUCCUUGAAAGAGAUUUUAUUAGGUUCUAAACACUUCUGUCAAGAAUUUGAUGAGCUUGUGGAAGAUUUCUCUAGUGCAGUUGAAUUUGGUGAGGCGCCCAAAAUAGAGUUACCUAUCGGUUUUGAUUAUUAUGAUAGGGAAUCAGUGAAAGAGAUUUUGGCAAGUAAUAAACGCAUCUCUUAUUUUCCUUUUACAUUGAGGGAAAAAGUGGGACGGCCUCGUUUAGAAUCUUCCUAUCAAGUAAUUCCAGUAUGCACUCCAAAAGAAUCAUAUCCUGCUUGCAUCAACUUACAGAUUGUGGCAGAGAAUGCACUUAAAGUAAGUGAUCCAAUAAAGUGGCAAAGAAGAAUUGAGGAAUCACUUGAACAACUCAUCGAGUUUGACGUUGUCAUUGCUCUCAUUCUCAAAGGGCAUAUCAUAUCUGUUUUGAAGCCCUUUCAUCCUUUCUCAAAUUAUAACUUCUGUUUCCCACAGAAGGAGAUUCUGGAUUGGUUUGAAGGUUAUCAGGUUAAAGAUCGAAGCAUGAAAAUUAAAGUACCUUCAAAUUUGAAUGAUGAUGAGAAUUGGAGGGGGAUAGCUGUUUGUGUUUCUUUUUCAAUACAUGAACAUCCAACUAUCAUGCUCAACUACAAGAGUUUAGAAUUCUCUUUUCAACUAAAAUGUGAUUUGAAGACUGAAGAACAUUGUUUCCCGCCUGCCAAGUUUCUGACCAAUAAGUUCAAAUUCACUUGGUUAUGCAUACGCAGAUUCAUAUGGUUAACGUACAUACCAAGUAAUGUGUUUGCAGGGCACUUGAAUGAGAAAAACUACUUAAAGAUUGUCAUCUUUAAUAAUUGCCCUGAUGUGGUUGCAAGGAAUCUAGGAGCACGUUUCUUAUACCAGCAAGAUGUGGAAGAGCUUAAACAAUCAAUAGCCAAAUGCUCGACCUCAUUCUUUGAUAAUUUGGAUCCUAUUCGUCAAAUUAUGACUCAUCAACACCAUGAAAGCUUUUUUCACUUUAACCAUGGUUGUUUAAAACAUUUGGCUGAAAUAGCUGCAUAUCGUGGCUUUGAAAAUGAAAAUCCAUCUCUUGCAGCCAGGACAGAAUCCAAUUACCUAAGAAAAGGUGGACUGGAAUUUGAUCAAGACAUGAUAUAUGACUCAUGUUUCCCACUUACUGAAAUUCUAGACUGGUUUGGACAUCAAAAUAGUGGCUCUUCAGUGACAAUUCAACUACCAUCAUACGUAUAUAGUGAUGGUAAUUGGAUAGGAUUGGCUCUAUGUGCAUAUUUUUCAGACCUCCAACAUUCAACUACCUCCCUAGAUCAAGAAUUUCAUCUUAAACUUACAAGCCAAAUUAAAACUGAGAAGGUUGGUGUAGAAUCUCAGCAUGAGUUUGAAAUAACCAAUGAGGAAUUGAAGAAGUUGAAUAGUGGAGAAUUUAUAUGGGUGUCCUAUAUACCACGUCUCUGGUUUUCCGAUCAGUUGAAUCAAUGCAGUCUCAUUGAGGCUUCGUUUGCAAGCGGAAGACAAGAGUUGUCUUCCUAUAAGUGUGGUCUGCGCCUUCUAUACCAGCAUGACGAGGAAGAGUUCAAGCAGACAAUAAGCCACUGCACGGCCUUAUUGUCUGACAGCAUAUCAGACAGCUUUACUCAAGAACCCUCGACAAGAAGAACUGGAAGGACAACCAAACAACCAGAACGAAAAGACAAAGGUAAACAAAUAAUUCUGCAAUAACAUCUCUGCCUCUCUCCUUAAUCACCAUCAGGCUGCAGCUGAUAAUUACACAUCUCUGUUCUCAAGCUCCAAUCUCACUGCCUUGUUCAUUCUCUAGUACUGUAACUCUAUGUUUGCAUUUUAUUAUAUAUAAUUAAAAGUUGUGCUGCUUAAAUGUUUAAUUUUAUUGGUUGAUCAGUACACCUACAGCUCCUUAGUCUGUCGGUUUCUUUGUUUCUCAUUGUGAUUAGAUGUGAACAUAACUUUGAUUU